GCUGCGUAGAAACAUGGGGGCCGGCCGCAUCCGGCGGCUUUCCCGGCAGGUCCAGCGUAGGGGAGCAUGGGAGCGUGGGAGCCUAACGGUGGCGGCGUCUUUCGGUCUCGAGUCUCGGCUGGGCGUCGCUUUCUGUUGCUGUAGCCUGGUUAGCGGGAGGCUUCCUGAGAUCUUUAGUCUCGGAGCCAUAAGUGGGGCCCGGCCGGCCCGGGAGUCGGCCUUUACGAGGCUGGGCCGGGGAGAGGAGUCAUAGGCUCAGGUCUUAAAGGGUGUGGGGAUGCGAGGGGGUGCGUGUAGGAGCUUGGCAGCCGAAUUGGCCCCUCCAAGUACUAUUUUCUCCCUUCCAAUAUCUGUUGCGAAGUCCCUGUGGCGACUUGAAAACACUACCACUCCUCAACAUGGCAUCCACACUCUCUACAUCCGGGGCCCAGGGGCCAGUGCUGUUUGAGGACCUGGCUGUAUAUUUUUCUCAAGAGGAGUGUGUGAGUCAGCACCCUGCCCAGAGGUCCCGCAGCAGAGACACGCCACAGGAGUGUUUGGAGGAUAUGGCAUUGAUGGGAGGAGAAGGCAAGAUUGAGAUUAAUCAGAAGCUAAGGCUAGAAUCUAUGGGACUUGAAGAGCUUGCCCUAGAAAAAUACUCCAUUGCUGUGCCCCUUGCCUAUUACCCAGAAAAAUCCUCUGAGCAUGGAGUUGGAAACCUUGAAAGGAAAAUGUCAGGUAGAACUCCUGCUUGCAAGAAAAGUUUCAUAAGCCUUUUAGUUACCAUUGAAAACCACACCCCUUUGAUAGAACUAUCUCAGUGUUUAGGAACCAGAGCACUUUCUGAAAUUCUUGAAUUUCCUGGGGAAGAAGCCAAAAAUUCAUACAAGUGUCCUGAAUGUGACCAAAGCUUCAGUGAUAGCUCAUACCCUGUUUUGCAUCAGAAAACGCAUUCAGGAGAGAAAAAGUAUAAAGAUUUUUGGGAGAAGAUUUUCAAUCACAGAGCCAACUUGAGAACACACCAGCGAAUCCACACCGGCGAGAAACCGUUUAAGUGUGCCGAGUGCGGCGGCAGCUUCCGCCAGCACUCACAUCUGUCUCGGCACAUGAAUAUCCAUGUAAAGGAGAAACCCUACACCUGUGGCAUAUGUGGAAGAGGUUUCAUGUGGCUCCCAGGAUUGGCACAGCAUCAGAAAACCCACACUGCCAAAAAAGCCUGUGGUAAAUAUUUUGGUCAGAAAACAAAUCUGGCUUUGCCUGAGAAAAGGCACGGGUCAGCCAGCCGGCACCCAUGCAGUCUGAGCAGGAAAUGCUUUGGGCAGCCCUCGCACUUGGCCCUCCCCGAGUGGGGCCACGAGGACAACCCUGAACACUGCAGCGACUGCGGGGAAAAUUUGCUUUCAUUCUCAAAAUUCGAACCCUUAAAGCGUCCUGAGUGUUCACUGACCUUUCUUCGUAUCUCUGAGCUUAUCUCCCAUCAAAGCAUUCACAGAGGGGAAAAGCCCCAUAAAUGCAAACCCUGUGCAGAAUGUUUUAUUUUGGACUCAAAGCUUGCAUGCCACCAGAAGAACCACACAGGAGAACCUUUUAAGUGUACCAUGUGUGGGAAAAGUUUCAGGUUGAAAACACAUCUCAUUGUCCAUCAGCAAAUCCAUGCGCAAAACACCACGUAAAUAUAGCAAGUUUUCAUUAAUGCUUGUGCUUCUCAGUAUUUAUACUGAAAACUGGGGCACAAUUACCCUUUAUGUGCCAGGUACUGUGCUAAGCAUUUUACACACAUUCCAUGUAAUAUAUCAUUUAAUUUUCACCACAACCUUGAUUUAGGCACCAUGAUUUCUGUUUUAUAAUCGAGGAAGUAUAGUCAGUGUCACAGCUACUGAACAAAGCCAGAAUUCUAACUCAGUAGCUCAGUUACUAUCCAGAUUCCAUUUGUAUGAGCUGGAGAAAGAUACAGAACUUACAAAAAAAAAAUUCAGUUUUCACUAAAAUGAAGGUUAUUGCUAGAGUUCUUUUAAUUUUGUUUACAUGAUUUUUAAGUAAGUUUUAGAAGGCAAAUUUAUUUAUUUGCUAGUUCUGCAGAUCUAGGAUCUAGGAAAGUAAGUACCUUUAUAUAUAUUUUAUACUUUUUUUUUUUUUUUUUGCUGUAACAAUCAGAAUGUAAUGUUUGUAUGAGAUCAUUGUUUUACAUAUGAAUUUCUGGAGGGGUUUGGAAGCUUUUUUCCUUCCAUGUGAAGUGUUCCCAAAUGGGUUGGACUAGUUAGUGUCGAGGUGGCUGUUAGUAUCCGUGAAGUUAGUAUCCAUUCUCAGAUCUGAUGCCACUGGCCUUUGUGAUUCAAGUGUUUGGAAUCACACUUAGUGAUUCCAAAGCACUCCCUUAGUGCUUCAUCCCAAGCCUGACUUACGUAUAUGGUUACAAAGCAACUGAAAGACUGUUCAGGACUUGAGGUUCAAACUCCAUCCCUAUAAUCAGAUUGCAAACUCUACAGAGUGUAGUUUUAGUUUAGUUUAGGUUUUAGUUGAGUUUGGUUUAAGAAAAAAGUUUUUCUUCCUCAUAUCCAAAGAAAGAUACAUAUAGAAAAUUGUUAGAACUUAAUCAAAAUACUUGAAAAUAUAUAGGUCUUUAGAUACUGCUGUUACAUGUAAAUACUGGAGCAAAAUAUUGUUAAAUGGAAUGGUUAUUAAUGUUAAAGAACCAGGGGAUCUUGUAAAUGUUACAUUCAUGUAGAAUUUCUCUUUAAAGCAAAAUUGUAUACCUAUCAGCAAAGCAGCAUUUAAAGGGGUUUUUGAUUGGGAUGUGAGAAUGGUCUUAUUCUAUAUAAAUGGUAUAAAAGUAUGGCAUUUACUAAAAUGGGAUUAUCACUGGGAAACCUCAGGAGUAAUAAUAGACCUCUUUAGGACUAAUUGGAGGAAAGUAGUACCUGGAAGGUAGGGUCUUUCUACUGAACAGCAGAUUGAGAACUGAAUGUACAAAAAGGUGCUGGCUACUGCUGUAAGUUCUUAACAGUGAUUAGAGGCAGGAAGAUUCUGUUGGUGAGGAAAAGGGAAACCAAUAGCCCUAACCCAGCUCACCCACUCCUUUCCCCCUUUUCCUUCUUCUUCUUUUGCUUCUUGUUUGCAGAUCCACAGUUGAGACCCUGUGCUCUGUAUGUCAAGGUCACACUUGGCUCAUUGUUUCCGAUGUCUCCACUCUUAGGAUACAGGACACCAGUCUGCCGGGCCUUUGGGGUCUCAAAUAAAAAAGCGAGGUCUCCUAUAGGUUCUUCAGCAAGUCUCUCUGUCUGAGGUGUUUAGAAUUGUGUAGAAAGAUGGUCUCCAGUUAGGUUUCUUAUCAGCCAGCUCUGGGAUAUAAAGACCUUUGCUAAAUAUCAUAAAGUACUGCCUCCCUGCUUUCCUGCUUCUGCCUUCCGUGGGAGCAGCUGGCACAGUGUACCAUUGGCACAUAGUAGGGGCUCCCAUAUUUCAGUUAACUGAAGAGUUGCAGGGUCGGGGAUGAAAUUGGGAAAGAGGUCCCUAGUAGCAGAGUUGCUGCAGAAAGAAGUAGAGAAGACUAUUUUAGAAGGCAUGUGGACAGAGUGGCGCUGACCUGAAACAUGGAAGCUGUCAUCCUUUCCUUUGUUCCUAAGAAAGUACAGGGGAAGGUGAAAAUUCAUACCAUAAAUGACGUUCUGCACUCAGCAUGGGAAGUUACCUUUCCAGAUGAGGUUUUCUUCACAAUUAACUUCAGUUUUUACAUUUUUAUUUUCUAGAUUUUGGAAGAUUAUGCCAAACCUCCAUAAGAGAUUAGAAAAAUAUCUUUUACAAAGACAUUAAUAUAUACAUGAGUAUAAUUAAAAUGCCUUUUUGGUGUAAUAUUGUUAAUGAUUGUUAUGCGGAGGAAAAAAAAAUCCCUGAGUGUCAGCUACUGUGAAAGAGGCAUCUUUUCAGUUGUUGCUUUAUUGUGCACUUGCACCUAAAUCCAUUUGCUGGAUGUAAUUCGAGCUGCUCUGAGCCCAAGGAGUUGAAGGAAGCGGUCAGUAUUCAUCAGUGAGACCCAUGCUGGUUUUAUACAGAUGGAUUUUUCACCUUCUAUUUACAGUGUUAACUGACAGAUUCCACAGAUGGUCAUUAAUUUAGAGACAUCAUUAGCCUACCAUGUUACUUUCAAUGAAUACUUGGAUGAAAGUUAAUAUAGGGAUGAAAAACUAAAUGCAGGAGGUUAUUGCUAGGAACAGUUGGUUCACAACAUUUUGCAGCAUGGAUGUUGACACGGGCAGAGUGAAAACUUUGUACUGAAGAAUUCAAUUGUUGAACAAAUUUCUUUGGUUUUGUUGUUGAUGCAGUGAUGAAAAUGUGUAUUAAAGUCCUUAAUGUGAUUGCUGGACUAUCAGGUUCUCUAACAUACAUCAUUGAUGAAACAGCAUUAUUCCAAUAGCAUGCAGAUGUUAACAGUUUACAUUUUGUAAUUAAAGAAACUGUGGAAUUUAAUUGUUAUUCUUGAAGGAGUUGAACUCAAAAUAGUUUUGUUUACAGCGUUGUUGCAGUAGGUAAUAGUCUAUUCACAUCUCUGCAUUUAACAUAGAAAAUGACUAACCCAGUAAUUCAGGGAGUUAAAACUAAAAACAAGUGACAUUUCACAGCAAAUGCUGUUCUGAGUCUUUGACUCCUGUGAUUCCAUAUAAUUAAGUGGCAUUGUUCUGAUGACUGCAGCAUGUCAUACAAUCUGAUACUGCAGAUUUUGCUCAAAGUAAUCUGCCAAUUUACUGCAUAUGUGUACUAAGCAGGUUAUAGUUUAUCUGAAUAAAGAGUCUAUUUGAAAGUUCAUUAAACUUGUUAAGCCUAUAGGAUUUCCGUUGGAAAGUGUUUUUGCUUGGACAUCUGUUUAAAAAGUAACUAAAUAAUCUUCAUUAGAAGUGUUUAUAUUCAUCUGUUUUAGUUUUGUAGAUAGAGCUAUUGAUCUGAUAUCAGGAUGACCAUUAUCCAUCUUUUCACGGCCUGACUACAGGUGUUUUGUCUUAUUUUUUGACAGCCUUCUUUGUAUUAACAAUCUAGGGAGUGUGGGGAUAUGAUAUAAAUAUACAGUUAUAUAAACCUGAGAAUAUGCUGCAAUCUCUAGUUCCUUUGGAUACCUUAGAAGUAAUAUGUUUGUUGGAGGCACUUGUGCUGUUUGUUUAAUGUUUGGAUUUUACAGUUUUUGGUGUAUUCUCAUCAGUCUUAGCUCUAGAGUUCAAGCUCUCACUGGGCAGUGAUUACUGUCUGAUGUGCAAAUUGGCAUCUAAUAAAUGCUUUUUUAUGAUGAUGACAAUGAAGUGAACUUUAAAAUUUUUUUUUUACACUUUAGUAGUUUGAGAUACCAAUGAGUUGUGACAUUGUGUGGCAGGAUUGUGGCUUGGAAGGGGUUAAUGAGUGACUUCAGCCGUUUAAUAAUGGAGGUAAAAUCUUUUGCUCGCCGAAGUCAGAAGAAAACUCCAGCACAGCUCCCGGGAGACGGCGUUAGACGUCAUCUUCCCUUCCAAUCUUUGCUCCACGACGGCUAUACCUCCGGCCACGCAGGCCACCAAAGCCCUGCGUGGGCCGCCGUCUGGAGCGGGGGUUGGAGCUGAGGACUCGUGGAGUAAGGCUCCCAGAAGGCUUUGCGAGGCCUGGGAGACCUUGCGGCGCUCGGCCACCGGCAGCGCAGGCCGGCGGAAACACCAACGAGACGAGACGCGCUAGAGCGGCCCACAAGGCUGGGAAUCGAAAGUCCUACGCUUACUUCCGUCGCCCUAUUCCGGCGGCAGAGCUGCGCGUUCCUGUAGCGGCCGUGUUGCUCGGCCAGGCUCCCAGCCCACCUCCGCCACCUAACGAGAGGCGGCCUCUGCAGAACCCGAGCGGAGCGGGUGAGAGCGUCUGCGGAGGGCUCCUCUGGUCUCUCCCUCCGCACCAGCGGGAAGGUUACGCGGGUGGGCCAUCCCGAAUCUCGCACUGGUGACGGGAAAAGGAGCCCGGCGCUACCUCCUGGGCCCUAACCCUACUUUGGCAACGCGAAGCUAUGGGCUCGCCCUGUUUGUCUCUUAACUUGAAAGGGACGCUUUGAGCUUCUCACUUGUCCUGGGUAGAGUGUCU
Messenger RNA from Orcinus orca (killer whale), 6060 nucleotides. It is a transcript of the gene ZNF597, whose product is annotated as zinc finger protein 597. Gene Ontology annotation, molecular function: DNA-binding transcription repressor activity, RNA polymerase II-specific. Gene Ontology annotation, biological process: negative regulation of transcription by RNA polymerase II. The record is from RefSeq and is a predicted model, not a curated record. NCBI's taxonomy places the organism in Eukaryota, Metazoa, Chordata, Mammalia, Artiodactyla, Delphinidae.